GUUGCUGUUGCGGGCCGGGCGGGGGCCGCGGAGCUGCGAUGCGGACGGGACCGAGUCCGUGACCGGAGCUGCCGGCCGACAUGAACUCGCUGGAGCAGGCAGAAGACCUCAAGGCUUUCGAGAGGAGACUUACUGAAUAUAUUCAUUGUUUGCAACCUGCUACUGGACGUUGGAGAAUGCUUCUUAUAGUGGUAUCUGUCUGUACAGCUACUGGUGCCUGGAACUGGUUAAUAGAUCCUGAGACACAAAAGGUGUCCUUCUUCACGUCAUUGUGGAAUCAUCCGUUUUUCACCAUUAGUUGUAUCACUCUAAUAGGCUUGUUCUUUGCUGGAAUACACAAGAGAGUAGUUGCUCCAUCAAUUAUAGCUGCUCGGUGUCGAACUGUAUUAGCAGAGUACAAUAUGUCUUGUGAUGAUACAGGAAAAUUGAUUUUGAAACCCAGGCCUCACGUUCAGUGACAGUCUGCAGUCACUGUUAUGGGACUUAAAGCAGCCUUUCUCCAGAGACGCGUACAGCAGGACCCAUAGGGUUCCUUCCACAGUCGGACGUGUGACCGUCACAGCAACAGCUGACAGAAGUGUGCAAUAUUUACCCAGAUAGCUUGAUGAUGAUGACUCGCAUUGUCAGUGCUUUGGUCCCUUGGAUUGUCUGUGUAUCAGUAUUAGUGUCACUUUAGUACUUCAGGUCCUGCAGAGAUAGUUGCAGAUGAAGUAUGUGUGUAUGUUACUAAGUUAAACUUAGAAACAGAACUUCAUCCAGUUUUUAUAAUGUAUUUUUGCAAACUACUGUAAAUAGCAAAUCGGUGUCGAUGUCAAAGAGGAAAGCGUUAGUGGACUUGGUUCUCCUGCAGCAGUAUUUCAGGAGCAUCAGCUUGCCGUGUCCGCGGCUCUGAACCAGCCGUGUGUGUGGCUGUGCCUUUCGUCCUGACCCUCCUCGCUCUAAUCGUAACAGGAAAACCGUCGGAUCGGGCUGGGACUAGGAAAACGCAUCUGCAUUAUGUUACAAGAAAUUAUGGAUGUUUUGAGACACAAUUUUUGUUAAACCAGAUAGUGAACUGCAGCCACUACUGUGGUGAUAUUUUCCUGUUCGUUGUUUUCAUUUAAUGCUAAAUUUACUUUGUAUUUUUAAAAUAAUUUUAAGAACACUCCAGAGGCUUCUGAAAAUACCAGUUUAGUUUUAAAUUAUGUAUUGUCUGGGAUUUGAUGGUUAUUGUUUUAGAUAAUUGGGUUUUAUGCUGUGGUCGAUGUGCUGUUACACUAGUAUUGCAAAGUGUUCUUGAUCAUUCACUCCGUCACGAGGAGAACUGGGGGCGGUGCCACAAACUAGAGUCUACAAUUCUCACUGUUUAGAGAGUGUUAUUGACAUACUGUGUAUGCAUAUUAACCACAUGUACUAUAAUAACUCUUAAAAUUAAACUAUUGGGAUUGCUGUAAAUAUUUUAAAGAACUGGAGGUGCCUUUUACCUGUUUAUUAGAAGAUUUUGAGAAGAUGUAAAUUAUUUCCAGAGCAAUCUUUGAAAUUUUAUUUGACAUAAAGCUGAAAAUUCAAUAACAGGACAAAAACUUUUAAGUCGGCUACCAUUUAAUGUAAACGUGUUCAUCCUGGCGUUUAUGUGUAUAAGAUUUUAUUCUUUGAACUGUAGCAAUAAAACCCUCUGCUCCUAAGAAGUCUUAAGAGGGUAUUCUAUAUAUUCUGCAUUGUUUUAUUUUCUGUAAAUUUUGUAGGUAAAUAUGUGCAUAAAAAUAAAUACUUUAU
Molossus molossus (Pallas's mastiff bat) is the source of this 1755-nucleotide messenger RNA. RefSeq names its product CTD nuclear envelope phosphatase 1 regulatory subunit 1 (gene CNEP1R1). The record is from RefSeq and is a predicted model, not a curated record. The transcript is spliced from 6 exons. NCBI's taxonomy places the organism in Eukaryota, Metazoa, Chordata, Mammalia, Chiroptera, Molossidae. The coding region runs from base 81 to 458 and encodes 125 amino acids. Gene Ontology annotation, cellular component: cytoplasm; Nem1-Spo7 phosphatase complex.